Messenger RNA from Didymodactylos carnosus, 1290 nucleotides. The record is from the annotation of a GenBank genome assembly. NCBI's taxonomy places the organism in Eukaryota, Metazoa, Rotifera, Eurotatoria, Philodinida, Philodinidae.
AUGGAUCAAGUUGUAUAUCAACAUGAUUUACUACAACAACUGCUUGUUGUACCAACACCAGUAUCGUCCACAGAAAACGAUGAUAAACACAUAGCUGCUAUCAUGAAAAAAAUCGACGAAUGGGAACUAAGGAAUAUACAGCAAAUAACAACAGUAGCUGGGCGUAUUCGACAACAACUACAGAAACGAAUAAAUGAAAUAAACAAAGUAAACAAAGUUAAACAUCAUUUUAGUUUAAUAACCAAUGAAUUAAGACAAAGUCGAUCGGAAGCUGAUUAUGUUGAAGCAGAUUUACAACGAUGGCUGGAAAAAUUACAACAACUGAAACAUCAACUAGAAACAACAACCAUCUCUGGUACCAGUCAAAUAGAUGUUCAGAUAACUGAUGACAUUGAUUGGUCAUCAAUGGUUAAACUAGUCGAAUCUAGAGAAGCCAAACCUACAGAAGCCAAAUCUACAGAAGCCACAUCUAUAGAAGCCAAAUCUGCGAAACUCAAUUUUGAUUUAAUUACAACAACAGAACCACAAGAGGUGCUCGAUGUUCCUAUUGCUGAAAAUUAUAUUAGAAUUGGUGCAUCAAAUAAAUCAUUUCUACUUUAUGAUAAUGCUUUAGAGGAAUUGCAUUUAUAUGAUCAAAAUGGUUAUAAGCUUAUUGAACAGUUUACUGUUAUGAGUAAGAUUUGGGAGAUUAUUUGGUCAUCGUAUUUGGAUAGAUAUUUAUUACAAGGGGAUGCUGCAUUUUAUACAUAUAGUGAACAAAAUCAUCAAUUUGAACAUCUUCAACAAAUUAAACCCAGUUUGGGAAAAAGAAGGUAUGGUGGGUGUACUUGUUUCGAAGAAAUUUUACUUAUUUAUUAUAAAGGUUGGGGCUGUCGAAUAGAAGAAUGGAAUAUGAAAGAUUUCAAAAUAAGAAAACACUGGUUGACUGAAGUUGGAUUUUGUAUUAAUCAAAUGCUAUUUUCCAUUCAAAAUCCAAAUCAUAUUGGAGUUACUGUUUGUGAUCGACAAAACAUUCAUCGGUUUGAAUUACGUGAUAGAGAUAUGAAAAUACUGAAACUUGUUGACAUAGAUCAAAGUAAAGAUAUGAUAUUUUUCAUACCAAUAUCGACAACAGGUGAUUGGUUGAUUUCUUAUAAGGAUUCAAAUAUUUUGAGUCUAAUUAAUCAUGAUUGUACAUCGAAAAAGAUUAUUGAAUAUAGUGAGAAUGUUGAUCAAGCCGUAUUUGUUGCUGAUUAUAAUUGUUUGGCUAUUGCUACACAAAAUAAUCAAUUACAUUUUUAUUAUUUAUAA